This is a messenger RNA of Oncorhynchus nerka (sockeye salmon), 4218 nucleotides long. Its product is annotated as histone deacetylase 7-like. The record is from RefSeq and is a predicted model, not a curated record. The coding region runs from base 529 to 3378 and encodes 949 amino acids. Gene Ontology annotation, cellular component: histone deacetylase complex. Gene Ontology annotation, molecular function: transcription factor binding; histone deacetylase activity. The transcript is spliced from 25 exons. Lineage: Eukaryota; Metazoa; Chordata; Actinopteri; Salmoniformes; Salmonidae. Gene Ontology annotation, biological process: negative regulation of transcription by RNA polymerase II.
GCUCCGCUUCAAGUUAGCUUCAACAAUGCGAUAGUUAGACAGAUGAAGUCAACAAGUCUCGCCUACUUUUUAGUCUUGUCUUCAAUUAUAGACGCGCAUCGCUGAGGCGUGUGUCAGUGUAUGUGUGAGAGAGAAGUUAACCAUAUAUUUUUUUUUUAGAGUUGUCAAGAUAUUUCAUUAGCCUGUAUCAACAACCUUUUUGUCAAGUGUGCUGUUGGACCAUUUAAGAGGAACUCAUGAAUCGCAAAAUUGGUGUACAUGUUGCUCACUUGUUGCAUUUUAUUCGCUAAUUAAUAUCAGUGUGGAAGACUUCAUUCGUCAAGAUGGUAGAAAACGGAUCGCAAAUGUGUCAAAUAGCCUAGUGACUGAGAUGGACCUAUAGAAUCUGGAACUGAAAUAGAGACAGAUGGACCUAUAGAAUCUGGAACUGAAAUAGAGACAGAUGGACCUGAAAUACGUUUUUCGACAGUGACAGUGGAUGUGCAAGUUCCUUGCUAGGCUUCGUCACCACUCCGGACAGAGUGGCCCAUGGACCUGCGUACCCAGAGGUUGGUGCGUCCCGAGCCUGACUCGGUUAUGCUGGCACCCCACCACUCCCUCUUCCUGGGAGCCCAGGACUCCCAGAAGCACCUGCCACAGCACAUCCACUACGAGUACGACAUGGAGCAGAGUCGCCAGGAGAAAGAGCAGGACAAGAGUCAGGAACUGCAGCAGCUGAUGUAUAAGGAUAAGAGUGAGCAAAGUGCUGUGGCCAGUCCCCUGGUGAAACAGAAACUCAGAAGCCAAAUCCUGAAGAGGACGGAGCAGGCCGCCCUGGAGACGACCGCCUCCAACCCCACCAGAAACACGCCCAGGAGUUACAGGGAACUGGCCCCAGAUCCUGACAUGCCCCCAAAGCCUCACAUGGUGACCCCUGUUGUCCAUCAUCCACCAUGUGACCAACGCAAGGACACGCCCCUCAGAAGAACAGCUUCUGAUCCCCUCCUGAAGGUGAGAAGUAAACUGAAGAAGCACAUCAACUCCAGGCAGAACCCUCUCCAACGCAAGACCAGCACCCCGCCCACAAUCAAGCCCAGAAUGCAGGAUACUCUGGACUCCUCCCCCAGCAGUAGUACAUGUAGCACUCCAGUGUCUGGGUGCAGCUCGCCCAAUGACAGCCUUCUCUCGGACAGCCCACUUACUACCGGACUAACCCACGUGGCACAGAGGCUGCUACUCCAGGAUGGUACGCUGGCCCACUUCAUGGUGCCCCGCUCCACUGCCCUGCCGAGCAUCAGCACCGGGCUUCCUGGCCAUGGUGAUUGGGAAACGGGUAGUUAUCAGAGGGUGGCCAGGGUACUUCCCCAGGUCUACCUGCCCAUGGAGAGACACAGUGCUGCCCACCAUCACCUCCAGCCCAUGUUCAUCCUGGAGCCCUCAGGACUGCUGCAUACACAGCUAGUCACUGUGCGAGGUCUGAACCCAGGCCUUAUCCUGUACCCCUCCUCCAGACUGGAAGCCCUGGCCACCUUGGGUCCCCACAGGCCCCUGGGUCGGACCCGGUCUGAGCCCCCACUGCCCUUUCACCAGCAGCACCAGCUACUGCAGCAGAACUACAAUCUGCUGCUGGAGAGACUCAAACAAAACACACACCUGGAUCAGCCUCGUCUCACACAGAUCUCCUCAGAGGACAUGGACCCAGCGGAGAUCAGGUUAGGGGAGGAGGAUGGAUACCAGAGAAGUAGACCGAGUGGAACCAGCAGCUCUGAGUCGAUGUGGGACACAGAGUAUACAUCCUCACGAGACAGCCAUGGGGAACAUAUCAGGAAAUACACACCUCUGGUGAAUCAGUCAUUCCAUUGGGAGCAGUCCAGGCACCUUCAGGUCCUGACAGAAAGGCACAGACAGGUGACCUACCUGGACCCCCUGGGUGUGCCUGUGGUUCUUGGCCCUUCCCACCGCCCCCUUGGCCGCGCAAAGUCCUCCCCUGCCUCCACCUCUCUUCCCCCUCCUCCGCAGCCCACAGACACCCCGCUGUCUCUGGCCAGCACUGGUCCAGAGACCCCCACCAAGCUACGAUUCACCACUGGUCUGGUGUAUGACUCUCAGAUGCUAAAGCACCAGUGCACCUGUGGCGACAACAGCCGACACCCAGAGCAUGCUGGGAGAAUCCAGAGCAUCUGGUCCAGAUUGCAAGAAAGUGGCCUCAGGAACCAGUGUGAGUGUAUCCGUAGCAGGAAGGCCUCUCUGGAGGAGCUUCAGUCUGUACACUCCGAGAAGCACGUCCUGCUGUAUGGCACCAACCUACUCCAUCGUCUCAAACUGGACAACCGCAAGCUGGCUGGGAUCUUAUCUCAAAGGAUGCGUGUGAUGCUACGAUGUGGAGGAGUUGGGGUGGACAAUGAUACGAUCUGGAACGAGAUGCACACAUCAACGGCGUCUCGCUUGGCAGCAGGCAGCGUGACGGAGCUUGCACUCAGGGUGACACAAGGAGAGCUGAAGAAUGGCUUUGCAGUGGUGAGGCCCCCUGGACAUCAUGCAGCCCACUCUACCGCCUUGGGUUUCUGCUUCUUCAACUCCGUGGCCAUCGCAGCCAAGCAGCUCCAGCACAAACUCGGCGUCAGCAAGAUCCUCAUUGUGGACUGGGAUGUUCACCAUGGGAACGGUACCCAGUCGGUCUUCUACAACGACCCCAGCGUGCUGUACAUCUCCCUGCAUCGCUAUGACAACGGCAAAUUCUUCCCCGGUAGCGGGGACCCAGCUGAGGUGGGAGUAGGUGCAGGUGAGGGCUUCAAUGUCAAUGUGGCGUGGACGGGAGGCUUGGACACCCCCAUGGGCGACGCAGAAUACCUAGCAGCAUUCAGGACUGUGGUGAUGCCGAUUGCCUAUGAGUUCUGUCCUGACGUGGUGCUGGUCUCAUCUGGUUUCGAUGCCGUCGAGGGACAUCUGGCGCCACUGGGGGGCUACAAAGUGUCAGCCAAGUGUUUUGGUUUUCUAACACGGCAGCUGAUGGGGCUGGCAGGGGGACGGGUUGUCAUGGCGCUGGAGGGGGGUCACGAGCUCACGGCCAUCUGCAAUGCCUCUGAGGCCUGUGUCAGGGCCCUGCUGGGCAUCCAGGAACCCCUGUCUGAAGCAAUCCUAGAGAGGAGACCCUGUCCCAACGCUGUCCUCUCUCUGCAGAGAGUCAUCCAGGCCCAGGGUGAGUACUGGCGGUCGUUGAGGGUGGUGGCCCACACAGUGGAUCAGUCAUACAUGCAGGCCCAAGGACACAGUCUGAGACGUGGCUCAGAGGACCACAAUGACACCGUCUCUGCCCUGGCCUCUCUCUCCAUGGCCAGCCUCACCACAAACAGGACACAACCAGAUGAACUUAUGGAGGGGGACAGAGACUCCAUGUAGACAAGUGCACUUUCCAACAAACCACACACACACACACACUGUGAUCCACUCAGCCCUGCUUCACUUGAUCAGAAUCCACUGUCUCCAGUUGACACUGUACAGACCAUAUCCUGACCACUAUAGGCAAACUGAGUAGCUUCCGCCUCACACACUCUUCCACCUCAUCAGAACACAGUUCUACUGACCUUACUACGACCACUCGCUUGAUUCAACCGCAUCUCAACCGCACACUGAUAACACAUCCCAUUAACAGGGUACAGGAGGACCAAGAGAGAGGAGAAUGAACACUGUCUUCAUGACAUGCCUCUGCAUGCCACCCUCGUGUGUAACAUUGUGAACUGUGAGGACACAGAAGGAGAGGAGUAGCAGACCUGAGCAUAAACUGGAGGGGGGAAAGAUAUACCAUUAUAAACACCACCGGGGGGGAGGGGUUGAGACUUGACUUGUAGCAUGAAGUGACUUGACAAAGACCAGCUACAUGACUGGCUGUAAGCAGAGUCUCUCUGGGGAAGUGAGCUUCUUGUUUAGCCGUUGGUCACAGGUUACCGCUGCACAUCGCCAGGCCGACAGAACCCAAUCACACAGAGAAGUAGGAAGUAGUCCCACGUCCCCACAGAAGUUACUAUGAAGGAGAACAGACAUCGCACCCUCACCGGGGGGACACUUAUCUCUUAUUGAUAAUGUCAUUUGAAUUUAUGUGACGCCAACAAAAUGAAGAAAAAGAAAGAAGACUGGGAAUUUUGUUCUGACUUUUUUUGCACUGUGUAUUUUGUAAUGUGAACCAAAGAGAGAAUGACAGAAUGGACCUGGGAUUGACAAUAAAACAUGUAAAUUAUCAUA